CUCGACUGAUACAUUAGGUAACUCUAAAUAGGAAACUCCCCGCGUUCCGCUGUUUCUAGGGUGAACUGAACUCUUUCCCCUUCCUUUGCACCUGAGCAGCGAUAAAGAGCGAUAAAGCAAGGCACAGGACGCAGGUCGCACUUUAGUCUACAGUCUGCGUAUUCACGUUGAGAAGUGUUUUCAGAUAGCACAGCCUACAGAACAGAAAGAUACCGCUUCGGUCUAGCAAAGAGAUAGUGCAUGAUGAGUGGGCAGGACUCUGAAGUGAAUCAGGACGACACCUCCGCGGGGACGAUUAAUCCCUCAGACUACGUGACAGAGGAACUGGACGACGUGACUAUCCUCAGAUUGACCCAGGAAAUCAAAGAUCAUGAGGCAUCAAAGACACCGCUUGUGGGAGAGUUGAAGCCGAUCAGUGUUUUGCUUGACGAGUACGCUGAUUCUACGUUUCGUGCAAAGAUAAAGGCGCUCGGCGGAGGCAGCACAGGGUAUCGACCUAUUCGCGGAGACGGAAACUGUGCAUGGAGAGCAUUCGCGUUUCGGUUUUUCGAGUUUGCGCAGAGUUAUGCACCAGAUCAAAUCGCCGAGCUAAAGUCGAGGAUCAUGUCGCUCACGAAGCUGCUCAACGAGGCCGGAUAUAACGAGAAUGGCUACAUUGACUUUGUCGAAGAGACCGAGAGCCUAUUUGACAGGCUACCAGGUUUGACGACGGAGACGCUUGUGAGCGAGUUUAACAACAUGGAAGUGUCGUCGGCGGUGAUUGUGCACUUUCGACUGCUGGCGGCGGCGUACGUGAAGACACACGCGGAGGACUACAUGCCGUUCAUAGACGACGGGGAAGGGACGACGAUAGAGGAGUACUGUAACCGCCAGAUUGAGGCGUUUGCGGUGGAAGCCGAUCACCUCGCGCUGAGCGCAUUGGUGAACGCGGUCGGCGUGGCGGAUCUGGGGGUGGUGUACAUGGACCGCAGCGAGGGGGAGGACGCGGUGGUGCACACGUUUGAGCCGAUGAGUGCGUCGGCGAAGGAGCGGAUGAAGAUCGACCUGCUGUACCGGCCGGGGCACUACGACAUAUUCUACAGGUAGAGACAGGCUGUCACCAUUGUAAAUAGCGGAAAUUGAUGGAUUGAGUCUGAAAGGAGCAGGUGAUAAACAGAGCAGAGAUUUAAUAGU
Messenger RNA from Myxozyma melibiosi, 1173 nucleotides. RefSeq names its product peptidase C65 Otubain-domain-containing protein. Gene Ontology annotation, cellular component: nucleus. Gene Ontology annotation, biological process: protein K48-linked deubiquitination. The coding region runs from base 241 to 1086 and encodes 281 amino acids. Lineage: Eukaryota; Fungi; Ascomycota; Lipomycetes; Lipomycetales; Lipomycetaceae. The record is from RefSeq and is a predicted model, not a curated record. The transcript is spliced from 4 exons. Gene Ontology annotation, molecular function: cysteine-type deubiquitinase activity; ubiquitin binding.